CCGGAAGUGACGUGCGGAAGCCGGGCUCAGCGCCGUGAAGUUAGAGGUGACCCGUUAUUGAGGGCUGGUGUGGGGCGUUGGGAGCCCCCUGUGAUAACUGAGCCACACGCCUAUCCUCCGUCCUCAGGGCCGGAGCCACCAUGGGUCGCGAGUUUGGGAACCUGACGCGGAUGCGACACGUGAUCUCCUACAGCCUGUCGCCCUUUGAGCAGCGCGCCUUCCCGAACUUCUUAAGCAAAGGCAUCCCCAAUGUGCUGCGCCGCACUCGCGAGCGCAUCCUGCGCGUGGCGCCGCCAUUUGUUAUGUUCUAUCUGAUCUACACGUGGGGGAACCAGGAGUUUGAGCAGUCCAAGAGGAAGAAUCCAGCCAUGUAUGCAAGCGACAAGUGAGCAGCAGGCAUCUGGAUGACGGGUCUCCUGCCUUUGAAAGACUGCUCUCUGGGAGAGGAGCCUGCACCAAUGCCCUGCAGAUAAUAAAC
Messenger RNA from Acomys russatus (golden spiny mouse), 478 nucleotides. RefSeq names its product cytochrome b-c1 complex subunit 8. The coding region runs from base 141 to 389 and encodes 82 amino acids. The transcript has 2 exons. Lineage: Eukaryota; Metazoa; Chordata; Mammalia; Rodentia; Muridae. The record is from RefSeq and is a predicted model, not a curated record. Gene Ontology annotation, biological process: mitochondrial electron transport, ubiquinol to cytochrome c.